AUGACAUCUCAGUCAAGCGAUGAUCGUGCGAAGUUACUCACAUUUGUUGCCCAACUUCAAGGCAGGAAAGGCUCUCAAGCUUCACCGUCAUCAGCAUUGGGCCUAUCAAAUGCAUCUAUGAGUCGCCAGCAGGGGUCGAUUGCCUCUACAUCAAGCAUCACAACAAAUUCCAACGAAGGUUACGCGUCAUUCUCACUGCCUUCACCUCUUGUCACAAACAAUUAUACGCGUCGUUCAUCUCCUCUGCCAUCACAUACCUCUUCACAGGGCGUGGCUCCGUCGUCACAAAUGGACAGCGAGACAUCAGAGUACAAGGGACCGUUGCUCCGUGGAACUCCAGAACAACUGGCUGCUGCACGGGAACUUAGCAAGUCCAACAAAAACAAGCAAGGCGUGGAGCGCCAUCUACACGAUCGGCCUGUAGUACUUCGAAAUGCUGCGCCUGUAUUGCCUCGUGCUGCACCUGUGGUGACUCGAAGCGCUGCACCUGUGGCGUCUCGGACUGCCGUGCGUGUUGCUGCCCAUGUCCUCAGACCUGCCGCAACACCUGCGCCGACGCUGACUUCACCGCCAAAAAACGCGUCUCCAUUGCAUGUCUUUGAUUUCAGCACGAUUCCAAAGCAUGACGGAGAUAACAGCAGCAACUCGUGGCAAAACUUCUCGAGCCAAGCACGAGAGGCAAACCCACACCCUUCCUCUGGUCAUGCCGUGGGAACUCCCCCACACGUCCGUAAGCGCUCGGAGAAUAUCGCACCAUCGACCAAACCUGUUGCAGGCAAAGAGCUCGUGUUUGACAAGAUUGCUGCGAAGCAGCCAGAGAAGGAGAGCAAUGAGCAACGGCUUCCGCAGGGCACAAGCCCGCGCGAAGUCGACACGAUCCGAGUUCAACGUGCGGUCGAAGAUCUAACACGCGCAAAACCGCCUGCAGAGCAUGGAUCAAAAGAAUCGAAUGACAUGGUCACAGUGCAACGUGAGCGGCGAGACAGCGUUAUGCCCAAGCCCGAAGCAGCACCCGCGGUGGUGCAGCAUGACGCAAAGACAUACAGCAACGAGAUUUCCAAUGGACACAAUAUGACCUGGUCACCAGAAAUCACACCGCUCAAGAAUAAAAUGAGUCAACUUGAGGAUGAGAAUCAUGGAUUGAAAACCGAAAUGCGGGCGAUGCGACUGAGUGCCGAAGCCUUCGCGAAGAGUAGCGAGAAGCACCUCCACGAGGUUAUCCUGAAAGUCAAGCUCGAACAGCUUGAGACUGAGAGGCGCGUUGAGAAGCUAUAUCAAGCUGAAGAAAAGCGACAGCUCAGAGGGACCAGCCAGGCGCCCUACCAUGUGUUGGUGAAAUCCAGCGAUCACCCUGAGUGCACAGUGCAGGUGGUCCCGACGAUGAAGAUAAUUCACCUCGUCAGGCGCAUUCGGCUUGCACUGAGUUUGCUGCCUGAGCAAUCUCUGCUUCCACAGAUCCAAGUCGAGGGACAUCGCGAGCGUGUUGAGGGUGAGGACACGAUUGCCAGCCUAGGCUUGGUGGAAAACGCAUGCGUUCAUUUUAGCUACGAGAAAACAGAGACGACGGAUGUCUGA
This is a messenger RNA of Dissoconium aciculare CBS 342.82, 1575 nucleotides long. RefSeq lists its product as uncharacterized. The transcript has 3 exons. The record is from RefSeq and is a predicted model, not a curated record. Bases 1 to 1575 code for a protein of 524 amino acids. Lineage: Eukaryota; Fungi; Ascomycota; Dothideomycetes; Mycosphaerellales; Dissoconiaceae.